Messenger RNA from Eutrema salsugineum, 1134 nucleotides. Its product is annotated as bidirectional sugar transporter SWEET5. Lineage: Eukaryota; Viridiplantae; Streptophyta; Magnoliopsida; Brassicales; Brassicaceae. Gene Ontology annotation, biological process: carbohydrate transport. The coding region runs from base 250 to 972 and encodes 240 amino acids. The record is from RefSeq and is a predicted model, not a curated record. Gene Ontology annotation, cellular component: membrane. The transcript has 6 exons. Gene Ontology annotation, molecular function: sugar transmembrane transporter activity.
AACCCAGAAACCAUACAUAAAAAAAAUAUAACUGUUACAUCAAACAAACAAAACUGAUCACAAAUCAGAAACAAAAGACACUAGAGAAAAAUAUAUAAAAAGAAAAUCGAACCAUCGAGAAAGGAGAUUCGAGUUAUUCCUAAUACUUUUUGUUUUUUUCAUUCUCAAUUUUCAUUCUCUAAAAAUAUACUUAAUUAGACCUUCGAGGAAAUCUGUAAAAGACAAGAAUUCUACGAGAUUCAAAGCAAAAUGACGGACGCCCACACUGCCAGGACGAUCGUCGGAAUCAUCGGAAACGUGAUAUCUUUCGGCUUGUUCUGCGCUCCAAUACCAACGAUGCUGAAGAUAUGGAAGAUGAAAUCGGUGUCGGAAUUUAAGCCAGAUCCGUACGUAGCUACGGUUUUAAACUGCAUGAUGUGGACUUUCUACGGAAUGCCUUUCGUCCAACCCGACAGUCUCCUCGUAAUCACCAUUAAUGGAACUGGUCUUUUCUUGGAACUCGUUUACGUCUCCAUCUUCUUCAUCUUCGCUACCUCGUCUGUUCGCAGAAAGAUCACGAUAGCUAUGGUGAUCGAGAUGAUAUUCAUGGCGGUGGUGAUCUUCUGCACAUUGUAUUUUUUGCAUACAACAAAACAGAGAUCUAUGCUUAUUGGGAUCUUGUGCAUUAUUUUCAAUGUUAUCAUGUAUGCUGCUCCUUUAACCGUCAUGAAACUUGUGAUAAAGACAAAGAGCGUGAAGUACAUGCCGUUCUUCCUGUCACUAGCCAACUUCAUGAACGGCGUCGUUUGGGUCGUUUAUGCAUGUCUUAAAUUCGACCCCUAUAUUUUGAUUCCAAAUGGUCUUGGAUCCCUAUCAGGAAUAAUCCAACUUAUAUUAUACGUAACUUACUAUAAAACAACUAACUGGAACGAUGAAGAUGACGAUAAAGAAAAGCGCUAUUCUAAUGCUGAGGUCGAGCUUGGCCGAGCUUGACAGUUGCAGCUAUGGCUUAUGGGUCGCACUUUUUUCUUCCUUUUAUUUUUGUUUUACAAAAGUAUCAUCAUCGUCGACUGGUAAUUACCAGCUUCAUCGUUAGGUUAAGAUAGAUUCAGAAGAGAUGUCUAUGUGAAGAAGAAGAAAAAAUCUAAGUUAUAA